Punctularia strigosozonata HHB-11173 SS5 is the source of this 1260-nucleotide messenger RNA. RefSeq lists its product as uncharacterized. The transcript has 4 exons. The record is from RefSeq and is a predicted model, not a curated record. NCBI's taxonomy places the organism in Eukaryota, Fungi, Basidiomycota, Agaricomycetes, Corticiales, Punctulariaceae. Bases 1 to 1260 code for a protein of 419 amino acids.
AUGGCCGGCCCAUCCGCUUCGAACGCCUUUCCUCCUCCUCCUAGUUUCGAGGAGAGCGUCGGGCACACUCUAGUUGAGCUUGGUGGGACGAACGACUCUGAGGCUUUCAGUUUGCUCCCAGGUGGCGAGGAUGCACCACCGGACUUUACCCCCUAUGAGGCAGAAUGUUCUAUCCAUUCCGGCGGAGUCAUCGUCUCGCACGAUCCCCAUUUGAACACUGACGGCGAGGCCUUGUAUCGCUUCCUCAUCUCUCAGGCCGCUGCACCUCCUACAUACGUGGUCCACUGCAAGGGCGAACAUACCGAAUCGCGCACGCGCUACAUCCACGGUCAUGACUCGAACGGUCGCAGCACAACGCGCACAGAGCACUACAACGAGACCGUGGUGGACUUUAACUUCUCCAUCGACGUCGGCCAACACAUCGUCAGCGGCCCCGUGCAUUGGUCUAUCGCUGACAACGAGCCUGCGUACCGCGGUCGCAUGUUUCAGCAAGUGGACAGCCUGUUCGGCGGCCGGACGAAGGCGGCGCGGCGCGAACGGAAAGCGGCCCAGGCCUGGAGGAAAGAACGAGCAGCGAAAGGCCUCCCGCCUUGGGUCGGGCUUGGGGAUGCAGGCGGUCUGGCGGUUACGGACGAGACACAUCAUGUCGGCGUGCUCAAGUCAUCCAAGACUUUGAGGGAAUGGGCAGAUGAUUAUUGCGGUUCGGACAAAUACCUCAAGGAGUUCGUUUACGAAAAGGUGGUCUAUGGCUGGAACGUGGGCGCCCUUGAGGCCGCCACACGGGCCGCCAUACUGUCGACAGGAUACAAGGGCAUAAUAAUGGUCUCCUUCGAUAUGUCGCAUUCGAAGAUCUGCGUACGGUCAGACAACCGACUCAGUCGCGCUCUGUCCAACAAAUGGCUCAAGGUCCUAUUCUUCAUCACCCUCAUCCUGCCCUUCAUCUGGCUCUACAAGCGCUUCCACUCUCGCGGAGGCGGGCGUUGGGAAGUCUGCGGCGGUGCAUACGCGAUGAAACAGUGGCAACAGGCGGACGAGGAAGACGUCGGCCGUUUCGGACAGGACGCUAAGACCAGUGCGCUCGUGCGCGAGGAGGGCGGCACCCGGAAGCUGGUGGGCGUCAGGGAAGGCGAGUGGUUCCGGAACUGGGAGAGCACGAUCCGGACGAGCGUCGGAACGAGGCUGAUUGACACGAUACCGAUGACCAUGCCCAUUGAUGCGAGGGCCAAUCCUGCCGCUGCCGCGUUGGAUGGGUAUCUGUGA